UAAAAUGCAUUUUUUCCUGGUUGUUUUCUUCUCUGUGUGUGUGUGUGUGUUUCUUUUUCUUCAGGGGUUCCGGGAGCAAUGUUAGAUGAUGCGGUUUACCUUUUUUUUAUCAGGGCGUUUUCGUUUUCUUCUCUUCUGUCUGUCUGUCUGUCUGUCUGUCUGUCUGUCUGUCUGGGGCAUUCUUGUUUAUCGCCUCUUGUGGCUUGUGCCUGCGGCUUGUGCUGUGGAUUUCAUUAUAGGGGUUCGGGAUUUUGUUUUUAUGAUAUCAUCCGCUGGGUGUGAGGCCUGGCCCACUCACUUGCCAUGUGCUCUGGGGGAGACGGGAUGGGAUGGUGUAAGUUGCGAAGGGGGGGGUGGAGCCUCGAAAGUAUGAUAGUGGAAGUGAUUGGGGAUUGUAUGUAGAGUACCCAGAUGAGACGGAACGGAUACGGAUCUUUGUAAUGCCGUGCAAGUGGGAAAGGUUCAUGGUGUUUCGCGGGAUACGGAUUUUUGGGACGAAAUGGCAAUGGCAGUGGCGAAACACGCAAUUGAUCGUUUCACUGGCACGAGCAAGAU
This is a messenger RNA of Tricharina praecox, 555 nucleotides long. RefSeq lists its product as uncharacterized. NCBI's taxonomy places the organism in Eukaryota, Fungi, Ascomycota, Pezizomycetes, Pezizales, Pyronemataceae. The transcript has a single exon. The record is from RefSeq and is a predicted model, not a curated record. The coding region runs from base 86 to 373 and encodes 95 amino acids.